UCGCGUCAACUGCAUCUCGUACACAGGCGAGCAGCAGCCAAUCUCAAGUGAAAGUUUGACAGUAUUUUACACGUGAGACGACUACUAAGUGUGCGUGUGUUCGCGUUUGUGUUUCUGUGUGCGUGCGUGAUUCAGUUAAAGCCGCUUAGAGCUAGCGGCAGCACGAGCUCAACAAAAACGUGCACACAACAAACAUAAAAAGGAGUCGCGCAUAAUUCGAAUAUUCUAAAAGGUGGUCAUGAGACGUGCCCAACAUUUGCAUAAAUAUCAAAUGCCACCAAAAUACUAAAAAAUCAUCAAAGCCAAAAAAAGUAACUGUGCUUAAAUUUAAACAAAGCAACAACAACAAAAAACUGCCACYAAAAUGUUGCGUCUAACAGCGCUCGUCGUGAUCGUGGCGUUGGUUGUGGCAGGCGCGCGUGGCGCCACCACCAGCAGCGGCAACAUCCUCGUCAGCGACGAGAACAACAUGUUGCGCGAUGCCCAAACAGCCGGCAGCACGGCUCCAAUUGCAACAGCCACGGCAACGGCAACGGCAGCUGCGCCCGCAUUAUCCAGCGUGGAGCUGCUGCGCUUUGUCAACGAGGAUGAGGACAACAACGAAUUGGAGCUGCUGUCGAGUGGCAAGGAUGAGCAGGAUGCGGAUGCCGCUGAGAAGAAUCUGAAACUGGGCGAUCAGGUGCGACUGCUAACGAAGCAAUUGAAUGCGCUGAUGACGCGACGGCGCGAGGAUUACGAAUUGCUCGAACAUAAUUUACGCAAAUCCCUGAGGCUCACCACGGACGCGGCCAGCGUCGAUGCGGAUAUGCGCAGCGAAUUGGACCAAUUGAGACGCGAAAUGCAAACGCUGCGCGCCACCCACAGCGGCAACAAGGAGCGACUCACCGUCGAGUGGCUGCAGCAGUCGAUAUCGGAGAUACGCAAACAGCUGGUGGAGCUGCAACGCACCGCCGGCAGCGUGGCAAAGGAUGUGCGACAUGGCGGCGCUGCCUACGAGGAUCUGGCGACCAUACGCAGCGACUAUCAGCAGCUUAAGCUGGAGCUGGCCGCACAGCGUGAACGCCAAGAGCAAACGGAGGUGAUUGUUCAAGAGCUGCGCGAGGAGCUCCUGCAGCAGGAGCAGGAAUACAAACAUGACCUCAAUAGGCAGCAGCAGCAACAACAACAACAACGGCAACUAAAUGCCAAUGCAAUUGCCAAGGAACAGCAGACGGAGCAGUCGGCCAGCAUUGAGGAAGAUAGCAGCAGUCGGGAAAGCAGCCAGGAGGUGAGUAAACACACACACACAUACGCACCGUAGUCCGUGCUCAACUUU
Messenger RNA from Drosophila arizonae, 1315 nucleotides. RefSeq names its product scabrous (gene sca). The record is from RefSeq and is a predicted model, not a curated record. NCBI's taxonomy places the organism in Eukaryota, Metazoa, Arthropoda, Insecta, Diptera, Drosophilidae.